AUGCAAGUCCUACACAACACAUAUUUGGAAAUUCCAGGAAAUGUUACUGAGUUCAUCCUUAUAGGAUUCAGGAAUCUCCAAGAAUUGCAAGCCCUGCUCUUCCUGUUCUUUCUCUUUAUUUACAUGGUAACUUUGGCUGGGAAUAUCCUCAUAGUGAUGCUUGUUAUAGCUGAUAAACAGCUUCAUACUCCUAUGUACUUUUUCCUUGGGAAUUUUUCCUGCCUAGAGACCUGCUAUAGUUCUACCAUUUUGCCAAAGACUCUGCUCAGCCUUUUAACUGGGAACACAUCCAUUCCCUUCAAUCAGUGCUUUGCCCAACAUUACUUCUUUGCAUCACUUGGUGCAGCUGAGUGCUAUCUCUUAUCUGUGAUGUCCUAUGAUCGAUAUUUAGCUAUAUGCCAACCCUUGCAUUAUGCAACUCGCAUGAAUGGCAAAUUCUGCAUGCAGUUAGUUGGUGGCUCUUUUCUCAGUGGAUUUCUUGCUAUUUCUGUAACAAUAAUAUUAGCGUCCAGAUUAGCUUUUUGCGGUCCCAAUGAAAUAAAUCAUUUCUUCUGUGAUGUAUUUCCACUCAUAGAACUAUCUUGCAGCGACACCCAUCUUUUGAGGAUUCUCAUCUUUCUUGUUUCCUCUGCAUUCACUAUUCCCCCAUUUUUGCUGACUCUGAUAUCUUACGGUUGCAUUAUUUCCACCAUCCUGAGAAUCUCUUCUGACAGUGGAAGACAAAAGGCCUUUUCUACUUGCUCCUCUCACCUCAUUGUGGUUACCAUUUUCUAUGGCACAAUAACUAUCGUCUAUAUUUUACCAAAUACAGAGACACUGAGAGAGCUCAAUAAAAUAUUCUCAGUCUUUUAUGCUGUCCUGACUCCCAUGAUAAAUCCACUUGUCUACAGCCUAAGAAACAAAGAAGUAAAGAAGGCACUGAGAAGGCAGAUUGUCAGCUGUUUGGUAAUGAUCCAGUUUUGGAGAUUCUAA
Messenger RNA from Varanus komodoensis (Komodo dragon), 972 nucleotides. Its product is annotated as olfactory receptor 1020-like. The coding region runs from base 1 to 972 and encodes 323 amino acids. Gene Ontology annotation, biological process: G protein-coupled receptor signaling pathway. The record is from RefSeq and is a predicted model, not a curated record. Lineage: Eukaryota; Metazoa; Chordata; Lepidosauria; Squamata; Varanidae. Gene Ontology annotation, molecular function: olfactory receptor activity; G protein-coupled receptor activity. The transcript has a single exon. Gene Ontology annotation, cellular component: membrane.